This is a messenger RNA of Haemonchus placei, 1296 nucleotides long. The record is from the annotation of a GenBank genome assembly. NCBI's taxonomy places the organism in Eukaryota, Metazoa, Nematoda, Chromadorea, Rhabditida, Trichostrongylidae.
AUGGUAUUUCCUUUGAGCCUAUUGCUGUUUGGAAUGAUUGCAGGAAUUUCAGCUGACUAUGAAGACCAGGACCGCCCGUAUUUUUCCAAUGAUGGCACACUACUGCCUGGUACUGCUGAAGACUCGAACGGAAUGAACAAUGAGGAUUCCCAAAACAACAUCGACCACAACAAAGUGACUUUUCCGCUUCCAACAAACUUUGGUGAAGAACUGGCCGAGCUGAGCAAGACCAACCCUAUACUAUGCCGAGGUAUGGAGAAGCUUUACAAAAAUAUUACAGCGAUGGAAACAGAUUUGAGGGCUAAAUAUUUAUUUUUCAGCAAGAUGAUAGAAAUCUUCAAAAAUUUGAAACAAAAUAUCACUGGCUACGAUAAUCCCGCCUUAAUAUUUGAAAAGGCUUUACACAGUGUUUCAGAGGAAAGUCGCAAAACUAUAGGUGAUUUUCUAAAUUUCAAUGCUAGAGAUUUUAAUCCCAAUAUCCCAUAUCAACAAAAACGAGCAGAUCCCUUCGAAUUGGAAUUGGCAGUUGUAGCAUUAUAUGAUACUCUUCAAAAGCUUCACGAUAUUGCAAUUAAACUUGAUCGUGGUUGCGGAGAAUUGUUAAAAACAUAUUUCGAAUACUAUUUGAGUGACGCUGAAAACGAAGAUUCAAAUAGCCAUCCAUUCAACAAUCUAGCAGUACCGCCUGAUGCUAUCAAAGAACCGCUGGGUCCCUAUUUGAACGCUGAAAGCGAAGAUUCAAAUAGCUAUCCAUUCAACAAUGGAGCAGUACGGCCUGAUGCUAUCAAAGAACCGCUGGGUCCCUAUUUGAACGGUAUAAACAUUGAGACAAACUUUCAUGAAGAACUGGCAGAGCUGAGCAAGAUCAACCCUGUGCUAUACGGAGUUAUGGAGGAGCUUCACAAAAAUAUCAUUGCCAGGGAAUCAGAUUUAAAGGCUAAAUAUUUAUUUUUCGGUGAGAUUAUAGAAACCUUCAAAAAGAAGAAAGACAUCAUUGGCAGCGAUGACCCAGCUUCAAUAUUGGGAAAGGCUUUAUACAGUGUUCCAGCGGAACGUCGCGAUAUUCUAGUUGAUUUUCUAAGUUCCAAUGAAAAAGAGGUGGAUUUUGCAGCUUUGGCAUUAUACGAUAUUCUUCAAAAGCUUUGCGAUAUUGCAAUCAAACUUAAUCCUGAUCGUGGAGAAUCGCUAAAACCAUAUUUCAAUUACUAUUUGGGUGCCCAUAUGAGAUAUAAUACUAGUAUUACUCAUUAUUUCUCCAGAGUUGGAAAAGUUGCCCAGGCAGCGGAGUUCUGUUAA